UCGCGACCUCCGCCGCGUCCGGACGCGCACGAAAACCGCGCUCAGCGCCGCUCACACUCGCGUCGCAACGCGCUAUGUCGCCCUUCAGACGACUAACUAGUGUAUUUGAAUAUUUAAACUUGUUUUCUCUUAAAAGUGUGGGAUGUAGCCCAGAAGCACGACAGUGAAUUGUAAUACAUAUUUUGUGACAAAUAAUCGAGACUAUUUAAAAAUAGGGAGAGAAAUUUCUUUGUUAUUUAACUCGACGAUGGUGUCCGAAGGGGCUCUGCCCGUUGUAUGGUGUAUGCGUGAUAACCAACUUGUACCUCACCAGGUAUCCGGUGUUAAAUUACAAGGAGUUGUCACAGGGGCGCACAUAGCUGCCGUUACAAACUUUUUACGCAUGGUAGCUGGUACCCCUAUAAUUUUACCCCAUACAAGUUUGCCGGAAAAUAUAGAGAAUGAUGUUAAUCAGGAAAAGGAAAACACUACGAGACAACGAAAGUUAUCCAUGCAAGUGGAAGUGCCUUGUGUUUUUCUGUCUGAAAGUGCAUUGAAGAAAGCAAAAAGCCGUCAAAAUUCUUUAGAAGAGAAAAAGGUACUAUUUGAAAAUUCCAGUAUAAAUGAUGUGAAUUGGAACAAAGAUAAUAUGUCAUUUAUGAAUUCAACAAAUAAUUUAUUGAGUAACAAAUCUAUAAUGGAAAAAGAUUGUUUGAAAAGGCCUAUUUUUUCCGAAUCGGAGACAGAAAACAUAACUCAAAGAAUUACUAGAAUAAUAGAUCUAGAUAAUUUAAAUAACGAUAAAUUAAAUAACGACAAAGAUAUAGAGCCUACUCAAAGGAUAACUAGGAUUAUCGAAUUUAAAGAUAAUCAUUUACCUCCAGUAUCCAAAGAUAUGGAAAAUGAAGUGCCACAGAAAAUAACUAGAAUAAUAGAGCUUAAUGAUAGUAAUUUAUUUUCAACGACUAAUGACGACGCUGAUGAUGGAAGUAACGACCAAAAAAUAACGAAAUCCAUAGAUUCUUCUUUUCCGAGUAUGGCUAAAAUAAUUGAAAUGGAAAACGAAAAAUCAAAUGAAAGGAAAAUUUCAUUGACAAGUGAGCGAGAAAUUGGUUGCGGGCUUGAUGAUUGCCAUGAAGAUAUUGUGACAAAUUUCAGGCCUCUGCAAAGGAGUAGAUUUAGUGUAGAUUCCUCGUGCUCCGAAAACUCUUACGCUAAUAUCGAAACAAUUAAUAAGAGUUUACAGGAUGAUAAAAAGGAGGAUAAUUUAGAAUCUUCAAAUGCUGACUCUCUGUUAGCUACAAAACCAAUUAUUCGUUCUCGUUUUCGUAGAAAAAAAACUUCGGUUUGUUCCAUCGGUUCUUCGGACUGUGAUGAUGAAGUAGAUGUAAUAUUUAAAUCUAAGCCGAAAUCUAGUCAGUGGGUGAGUCUUGAUUGGAUUCCACCUCCUCAUAAAGAAGAACCAGUGAUAACGCAUGUCUGUGAUAAAAACGAUUUCAUAUCGAAAUGGAUUGCGGAACAAAAUUCGCAAAGUUCAGGAAUUGUGCCUGAUGAAAGAAGAAGAAGCCUUCCUCCAAAAUCUAACGAAAUUUAUUUACAAAAUAUGAGAAGGUUUAGCGACAGCUUGCAAAUUUGUAAAGAGGAUGCGGCAAGCGAUUCACCUGCUACUGUAAAAUGGAAAUGGCAUGAUAUUGUUAAACAACAUCUACAACUAUUAAAAAACGAUAAAGGUUUUAGACGUCAAAGGGGAAGUUGGAUGCGAACAGCCCGAAGAUUGUCUCAUUCGAACGUAAAUAAUAAUAGUUUGGAUACCUUGCCAUUGGAUACAUAUAUGAAGCUAAACACGAUGCCGUGGUACUUCCGUAAAAUAAAACGAAUCGAGGCGGAGAAGAAAUUGCUCCUGCCCGAAAACGAACACGGUGCUUUCCUCAUUCGUGAUUCGGAAAGCCGUCAUAAUGACUUUUCACUAUCAGUUCGCGACGGUGACACGGUGAAGCAUUACCGCAUAAGACAGCUCGAUGAGGGCGGCUUCUUCAUAGCCCGGCGCACCACCUUCCGAACCCUACAGGAGCUGGUGGAACAUUACAGCAAGGACGCGGAUGGCCUCUGCGUCUCCCUUAACAACCCGUGUGUACAGGUGGAGAAACCCGUAACAGAGGGACUCUCGCACAGAACAAGAGACCAAUGGGAGAUCGACCGGUCCUCACUAAAGUUCGUCCGCAAGCUCGGCCACGGGCAGUUCGGGGAGGUGUGGGAGGGCCUCUGGAACAGCACCACGCCGGUCGCCAUCAAAACUCUGAAGUCGGGAACGAUGGACCCGAAGGACUUCCUCGCUGAGGCGCAGAUCAUGAAGAAGCUGCGGCACAGCAAACUGAUACAGCUGUACGCAGUGUGCACGCUAGAGGAACCCAUAUAUAUUAUCACCGAAUUGAUGAAGAACGGCUCACUUUUAGAAUACUUGCAAGGCAAAGGGCGCGGUCUGAAGCUGCAGCAGCUGAUCGACAUGGCGGCACAGAUCGCGGCCGGCAUGGCGUACCUCGAGUCGCAGAACUACAUACACCGCGACCUCGCAGCGCGGAACGUGCUCGUCGCCGAGGCGAAUAUCGUCAAGAUCGCCGACUUUGGUCUCGCCCGGCUUAUUAAGGAGGACGAAUACGAGGCACGCGUGGGCGCCCGCUUCCCCAUCAAGUGGACGGCGCCGGAAGCCGCGAACUACAGCAAGUUCUCGAUCAAGUCGGACGUGUGGUCGUUCGGCAUCCUGCUCACUGAGCUCGUCACUUAUGGCCGGACGCCUUAUCCGGGCAUGUCGAACGCGGAGGUGAUGCACCAGGUGGAGCACGGGUACCGCAUGCCGUGCCCGCCCAGCUGCCCCGCGCCGCUCUACGAGAUCAUGCUCGAGUGCUGGCACAAGGACGCGCUCAAGCGGCCCACCUUCGAGACGCUGCAGUGGAAGCUCGAGGACUUCUUCACCAUGGACAACUCGGAGUACAAGGAGGCGGCCGCCUACUGAGCCCGGCCCGCCCUGCCGGCCCACCGACACAAGACACACGCUGCGAGCGUGUACCACAUGCCGCCGGAGCUGCAGCUGCUGCACAACAGCGCGUCGAUGCAACACCUGCACGCGCACGCGCACCCGCACGCGCACGCGCACGCGCACCACCACAUGCCCGUGCACUCGGCCACGCUGGCCCAGAUGCCCGUGCACGCGGCCGCGCUCGCACAGCUGCCCGCGCACUCGGCCACGCUGGGCCAGGUGCACUCGGCCACGCUGGGCCAGGUGCACUCGGCCGCGCUGGGCCAGCUGCCGGUGCCGGUGUGCCACCACCACGCGCACGGCAGGAACACGCUCGCGUACCGCGUGCCGCACUAGCUCGCCCACACGCGCCCACACGCGCCCACACGCGCCACACGCGCCCACACGCGCCCACACGCGCCACACGCCGACGCACCGCGCACACUACGCACGCUGCGCACGUGUACAACACAACGCUAAGGAAGACGAGAAGAUGUGAUCACACGUGUGGUCGGUGUUCGCCUCUGUGAUUUGUAAAUGUGCGCGGUUUCAAUACGUUUGCACUGUGAAUUCUUUAUAACUAUCAGUUUUAUGAUUUGUCAUACCACAAUACGCAGUUCUGUAGUUGUUGAUUUCAUGACGAAAUUGCUGCACGUGGUGUACACACAGCAUUUUAUUUAUUCAUAAUAAUAAACAUCAGCAAUUGUGUAUUUAGAUAUUUUUAUGUAGUGUCAAUGUGUGCGCGCCGAAUACCCAACACUUUCAUUGUCAUUGUAAAAUGAAAUCAUUCAUUAGAAGUAUAGAAUUGAUUUUAUUAUAAUAACGGCAUAUAAUUACUGUAAGAGAGUUAGCUUGUUGAAAAACUCGAUAUAAAAAUUGUUACCAUUGUGGUAUUAGAGUUGACAUGAAGAGUAAAUAAUCUUCAAGUAUGUUUUAUAUUGAGUUAGAUGAAAGUAAAAUUAGCGUCUGUUAUUUAAAUCACUCAUCACUUCAGUUCAAUACUAUGUGCUUGGUAAUAAACGAUUUUCAUCCUUAACGUGUAUGUAAUAAGGAUCAAAAUCAUAUUAUUUCAAUAGUAAAAUCAUUAAACUCGUAACAAGGCCAAAACAGAUUUAUUCGCCCGUUUUCGCAUUUUUCCAUAAGCUCUUUAGGAAGUCUUCACUAGAUUAAGCUUGUUUAAAUGCGCAAAUAUAAGCAGUCUUUCUCGCUCUAAUAAGAGAUAUUUAGAUGAAUAGAGAAAGAUAAAGCUGUAGUUAAAUGCGAAUGCGGUCGUUUGAGUUUGGCUUAACUUUUUUCAUGUAAGCUAGGUGUCGACAUUCCUUUUAAUUUUACACGUAUACACAAAUACUACGUAUGUUAGUAAUAAGAUACCGAUUUUUUAUAAUAAAGCAACGGAUUAACGUAAAUUAUACUGUAAUUGUUUCGAUGUGAGGGAAAUAGAAUUAAAAAUGUGCAAAGAGAUGGUUAUAAAGUAUUUAAUAAGUAAAUUAAUGUGUACGCGUGUAUUUUUCUUAUUGCAUCUUAAUCAAAUUUUAUAUUUAAGCAUGUAUGGUUUGAUAAAAUAAGGGCAAAUUCGCUAAUUCAUUAAUAUUCAUACGUACUUGAUUCCGUCUCGAACGCAGGACAUACAUCAUCAUUUUUUAGAAUUAUUUCCCCAAUUAAUUUUGCUGUAUAAUAUCUAGUUUUAUAUCUCUUUGUAUCUAAAUUAAUUUUAUCAUCCUCACGUCGAUAGUACUUUGCCCGCAAUUUUUACGAAAGUAUUUAUAGUGUAGGCUAACUUUUAUCGCACGAAUUCUCAAUUAUAAAGUCGCUGUAUCGAAAUACAAGUUCACAAAAACUUGUAUUUACUACUUGUGUAUGGGGUUAUGAUAUCUAAAGAGCUGAUUUUUCAAUCUUCAAGUGGCAUUUUCAAGAUUUUAAUUCUUCUUGGGUUGUUUUGCAUGACACGAGUAUUUUUUGUCUUCAAAUUUCCUUGAAUAUUGAAAAAUCAGCUGGCACUGAAGUAACAACGAAGUUAGUUUGGGAUUCGUGCAAGUGACGUAGGUGGUGGGUGCGUGCGUGUGUGCGUGUGGUGCGUGUGCGUGUGCGAGUGCGAGUGCGCGCGUGUGCGUGUCGGAGGAUAUUUAGGUUCGGCAGGGACUCUUGUAUUGCGCGUAACGAUUCUCGUUCAUGUCUCGAUUACGCGCCAUCGGAUAAGGUAUUUUUCACCUUCGUAUACCAUAUUUAAUGUAGAUUAACGAUAUUGGUGAUAGAUGCCAAAUAAUCCUAAUAAAGAACUGAAUUUUAUAUGUAUACAUACUGAUCGUUCUGAGGGUAUUUAGACGUUAGACAUUAUUUAUGUAAUUUAUGUAGCUUUUCUAUCGCGUUCGACUAACGAAUACAUACACAUUAUUAUUCUAAUUGUAUUGGAGGCGUUCGUUAUUAUUAUUUCAGCGAGUUUCCUUCAGACGUGCUCGGUUCGAUCGGUUCGCGAUGCGGAAGCGUUUUGAAUUUGAUUUGUGCCAAGACUUUUAGUUUAAGCGAAAGUUUUACGUUGCCACGAAUUAUAUCGAUUGUCCAAUAGGCGACCGCUCGCGUGACUCGUGAGACGAAUUGGCCUAAGAAUUAAUGUUUUGGAUGUGUAGUUUUGUAUUUUUAUGUGUUAGAUAUAUAAUUAGUAUUUAUUGCGAUUAGAUAUUAUUUAUUGUCGGCAUCAUACUCAUGCGUUAUUCCCGCAAGACGUUUGUAUGUGCAAUAGCUUCGAGUAGUUUUGUUACGUAUUGGAAACUCGAUGAAUGUUGUCGUAGCGAAACCGAUUUUACAUCCUCAGAACAUUUGAAAACAUGAGUUGUACGAUAGGUUCGGAAAUGUUAUCGUCGACGCUGACGAGUAUCUAAACUGUUUGAUACCCCGGACAGUGCUUUAGUCGUUUCCCCCAUUAUUGUAAAUAGUACCAAAUGUAGAGUUAAAAGUUUACGAGUGAUAUUAGUUCGUCGGUGAUUACGAAAACGUACUGCCCAAUAGAGGUCCACUGACUCUACCAUUCCAAUCGGAUCGCAACCAUUUUAUUAUUAUAGAUAGACAUUGUGACAAAACGUUUAGAUGGUAAAUUACAUUUGUUGUAUCACAGUUAAUUAUUGAUAAGACGGAAAUUGACUCGCACAAAUUUGAAAUAGCUUUUGAUUAACUGCCUAUUAACGAGGUGCCUCAAAAUUCUUCAUAUAUAUACGUCACAAAGUAUUCGGUCUUGAUGUCUUGCUACUCGUCCGUGAGCGAAGUAUAUUAGUUUUCAUACAUUAUAUUAGAUCUCUAUUCGAUUGAGUGCUCAAAACUAUUGGUAUUUUGAUAGAUAUUUUUUCAGCUUGGUUUCAAUGUGAAGUGGUCAAAGUUCGCUCACGACCAGUGGCAACGUUGUUUUGUAAACGCACUGUGGAUAUAGCACUUGAAUGUAUAGAGAAAUGAAUGGUACAAGUAGAUUUUGAACUUCUGUAUAAACUUUUACUCAUUCCGAGUAUCCAAGAAAAUAGUAAUAUUUUAAAUGUAUUUUAUGAUCUUAUUCACAGUACUACGAGGAUAACAAAAGUGACUAUUUACUCUCCUACUGUAUUAUUUUGAUAAUUUAUUUAGUACGUUAAUAUCGUCGUAAGUUGUAGCUGUAUAAACGCUUUAGGCUUUACGCUUUAUCGCAAUUAGCUAAGUUCGCUACGUUUUGUCCCGUUCAAGGCAAUAAUAUAACGUAUUAUUAUAUUUUUAAUUAUUUUUAUUUAGUUAGCCAAUUAUAAGUGUAUUACUUGUAAAAUUGCGCCAUCACAAUAUAAUAUGGGAGUGAAUCAAAUAGAGAUAAGGCUUCGUGAAAGUGUUACUUCGAUAUAAAUGAAAA
This is a messenger RNA of Zerene cesonia (dogface butterfly), 6851 nucleotides long. RefSeq names its product tyrosine-protein kinase Src42A (gene Src42A). NCBI's taxonomy places the organism in Eukaryota, Metazoa, Arthropoda, Insecta, Lepidoptera, Pieridae. Gene Ontology annotation, molecular function: ATP binding; non-membrane spanning protein tyrosine kinase activity; signaling receptor binding. The coding region runs from base 248 to 2989 and encodes 913 amino acids. Gene Ontology annotation, biological process: protein phosphorylation; cell differentiation; innate immune response. The transcript is spliced from 8 exons. Gene Ontology annotation, cellular component: extrinsic component of cytoplasmic side of plasma membrane. The record is from RefSeq and is a predicted model, not a curated record.